Tribolium madens (black flour beetle) is the source of this 1030-nucleotide messenger RNA. RefSeq lists its product as uncharacterized. Gene Ontology annotation, cellular component: cytoplasm. The transcript is spliced from 6 exons. The coding region runs from base 152 to 967 and encodes 271 amino acids. NCBI's taxonomy places the organism in Eukaryota, Metazoa, Arthropoda, Insecta, Coleoptera, Tenebrionidae. The record is from RefSeq and is a predicted model, not a curated record.
CCUAAUGUAGGGAUUUUAGCGGCGCCAUGUUCGCUGUCAGAUAAACUCAAGGCCAAAUGUGUCAAAUUCCUAGAUUUUUAUUUACCAAAUCUAAAUUACUUAAUUAAUUAGUUAGUCACCCCUAAACGCUAUGCUUUAAAGACGGUACGAAAUGGUUGAAAAUCUCAGUUUGGGACAUUUAAUUUAUUUAUUAAUUGUAAUUAGCGUUGUAAAAGCCGGUGAUGACGACUGGCACGGGGGUUGGUUUCCCUACGCCCCCGAUGUGGGCACUGACCCCAACCCUGUCUUCACAAUUAGGAAAAAUAUGUACGACCCUAAACACGGGGUUGUGAUGGGUGUGAAAGACCCCCAUUGUGAUGACGCUAAAACUAAUUUAGAAAUUGACUGGGAUUAUAAUCCCGUCAAUCACUCUUGUUUUAUUUUCAACAGGCGACAGUUUUUUGAGUCUAGGAGUGACAUACACCCUGUACAUUCCCAAGACUAUAUUCCCAAAAGCUACAGUGCUCCCCAUAAAUGCAUGUCUGAGUCGAUUAAUUACAACGUAAUUGUGCCAACUUUUGGCACCCAUAGGCCCCUUUGGGCGAAAUACGGCGAAUAUAAGUUUCUCCCGCGUCAGCGUUGGGUCCACAAUCUCGAACAUGGGGCUGUGGUCAUGCUUUACCAUCCUUGUGCUGACAAAAACGAAGUCAAUUUUUUACGUAAAUUAGUCAAAAAGUGUCUUUACAGACACGUCAUCACGCCUUAUAAUUUAUUAUCAGCGCAACGUCCUUUGGCGCUUGUUACUUGGGGUCAUCGGCUGGAAAUGUCCAAAGUCGCGCCUAAAAUCGUCGUAGAUUUUAUCAGAAAACAUGCCCUCAAAGGGCCGGAACACACGGCAAGGGAUGGACAAUACGAUUUGAUGCUGGAAGAGCACUCGGAGGUCGUUUCAGACCUCAAGGAUCAGGAGUUGUGCAAGGGGUUGCUUUAAGCUUCACAUGUGUGCAAUUAUGUCAAUGUGUUUUACUAAAAUAUUAUAAUAUAUUCUGUUGUA